GAGUGAAGUGAUUGUAAAGUAGAAACGCUCUCCUCAAGACACCAUCAAUAUGCCUGGAAAAGUCAAGGCCUACGAGCUCCAAUCCAAGUCAAAGAACGACUUGUCAAAACAACUUUUGGAGCUGAAGAAUGAGCUCCUCGCUCUGCGGGUACAGAAGAUUGCAGGAGGGUCCGCGUCCAAGCUGACGAAGAUCUCUGCCGUCCGCAAAUCGAUCGCACGCGUGCUGACAGUGAUGAACCAGAAGGCUCGCCAAAAUCUCCGCGAAUACUACAAGGACAAGAAGUACCUUCCUCUUGACCUCCGGCCAAAGAAGACACGCGCAAUUAGACGGCGAAUGACAAAGCACGAAUCAUCGCUUAAGACACUAAAGCAGCGAAAGAAGGAUUUAAAUUUCCCCAUCAGAAAGUACGCAGUGCGGGCUUGAGUGAUAUGUUGACGUGCUAUGCUUUAUGUAAAAGGCAAUUACGUAAUAUGCUUGGCGUGCGAUGAAA
Laccaria bicolor S238N-H82 is the source of this 491-nucleotide messenger RNA. RefSeq names its product 60S ribosomal protein L35. The transcript is spliced from 5 exons. Lineage: Eukaryota; Fungi; Basidiomycota; Agaricomycetes; Agaricales; Hydnangiaceae. Gene Ontology annotation, biological process: translation; maturation of LSU-rRNA from tricistronic rRNA transcript (SSU-rRNA, 5.8S rRNA, LSU-rRNA). Gene Ontology annotation, cellular component: ribosome; cytosolic large ribosomal subunit. The coding region runs from base 50 to 424 and encodes 124 amino acids. Gene Ontology annotation, molecular function: mRNA binding; structural constituent of ribosome. The record is from RefSeq and is a predicted model, not a curated record.